Messenger RNA from Lycium barbarum (goji berry), 2234 nucleotides. RefSeq names its product vetispiradiene synthase 3-like. Bases 282 to 1955 code for a protein of 557 amino acids. The transcript has 7 exons. The record is from RefSeq and is a predicted model, not a curated record. Gene Ontology annotation, molecular function: terpene synthase activity; magnesium ion binding. Gene Ontology annotation, biological process: diterpenoid biosynthetic process. Lineage: Eukaryota; Viridiplantae; Streptophyta; Magnoliopsida; Solanales; Solanaceae.
AUAUUAAAAAGGAGUAUUGUAUCUAUAGACCAGUGACAAUAUAGUAUAUAUAUAGUCAAGUGUGGCAACCGCCAAUCUGACUAACUACAGCAACAAGAAUUCCAAUCGUGAAAGAUGGCUGCGGAAAAAGCUCUCACUAAUAUUCAUUAGUAUAAAUACUCAUUUCCUUCACUUCCAUUUCCAUCAUCACUUGCUCAAUUCUCUAGCACAAAGAGAAAAAACAUAAAAACAAAAGAAAGGAAAGGAAAUUUUCUCUGCUUUUCCACAAGCUAAGAGUUAAAAUGGGCCCAGCUGCUGCAGUUAUGAGUAACAAUGAAGAGGAGGAGAUUGUUCGCCCCGUUGCUGACUUCUCUCCAAGUCUUUGGGGUGAUCGUUUCGAUUCUUUCUCCCUUGAUAAUCAGGUUGCUGAAAAGUAUGCUCAAGUGAUUGAAACAUUGAAGGAAAAAGCAAGGAGUAUGUUGAUGUCGGCUUCUGGAGGAAAAUCAUUGGCUGAAAAGUUGAAUCUGAUUGACAUUGUUGAACGCCUUGGAAUUGCCUAUCACUUUGAGAAACAAAUAGACGACAUGUUGGACCAGAUUUACAAUGCUGAUCCUAAUUUUGAGGCUCAUGAAUACAAUGAUUUAUACAUAUUGUCGCUUCAAUUUCGACUGCUAAGGCAACAUGGCUACAACAUCUCUCCAAAAAUGUUCAGCAGAUUCCACAAUGAAAACGGCAAAUUCAAGGAAUCUCUUAGCAACAACUUCAAGGGUCUAUUGAACUUAUACGAAGCUUCACAUGUAAGAACUCAUGGAGAGGAUAUCUUGGAAGAGGCACUUGCCUUUUCCACUGCUCAUCUUGAAUCCACAGCUCCACAUUUGAAGUCACCUCUGAGUAAGCAAGUGACGCAUGCCCUUGAGCAAUCUCUCCAUAAGAGCAUCCCAAGAGUCGAAACGUGCUACUUCAUCUCUAUCUACGAAGAGGAUGAAUCGAAGAAUGAUGUGUUGCUACGAUUUGCCAAAUUGGAUUUUAACUUACUUCAGAUGUUGCACAAACAAGAACUCAGUGAAGUAUCAAGGUGGUGGAAAGAUUUGGAUUUUGUGACAACACUUCCAUAUGCUAGGGACAGAGCAGUCGAGUGCUACUUUUGGACGAUGGGAGUUUAUGCUGAACCUCAAUACUCUCAGGCUCGUGUCAUGCUUGCUAAGACUAUAGCAAUGAUUUCAAUAGUAGAUGACACAUUCGAUGCUUAUGGCAUUGUUAAAGAACUUGAGGUCUACACCGAUGCCAUACAGAGGUGGGAUAUUAGCCAAAUUGAUCGCCUUCCUGAUUACAUGAAAAUCAGUUACAAAGCACUUUUAGAUCUCUACAACGAUUAUGAAACAGAGUUGUCAAAGGAUGGCAGAUCUGAUGUUGUUCACUACGCAAAAGAAAGAAUGAAAGAAAUUGUGAGAAACUACUUUGUGGAAGCAAGAUGGUUCAUUGAAGGAUAUAUGCCGCCCGUUUCCGAGUAUCUAAACAAUGCACUAGCUACUAGCACUUAUUACUUGCUUACUACUACAUCCUACUUGGGCAUGAAGUGUGCUAACAAGGAAGAUUUUGAAUGGUUGGCCAAGAACCCUAAAAUUCUUGAAGCCAAUGUGACCUUAUGCCGAGUUAUUGAUGACAUAGCCACGUAUGAGGUUGAGAAGGGUAGAGGUCAAAUUGCAACUGGAAUUGAAUGCUACAUGAGGGAUUAUGGCGUAUCAACAGAAGAGGCAAUGGAAAAGUUUCAAGAAAUGGCUGAGAUAGCAUGGAAGGAUGUAAAUGAAGGAAUCCUUCGACCAACUCCUGUCUCUACAAAGAUUCUCACUCGUAUUCUCAAUCUUGCUCGCAUUAUUGAUGUCACUUAUAAGCACAAUCAAGAUGGAUACACUCAUCCGGAAAAAGUACUAAAGCCUCACAUUAUCGCCUUGUUGAUGGACUCUAUUGAUAUUUGAAUCAUCAAUUGUUAUGCAUAUCUCGGAGCACUUGGUUCCCGGCCCCAAAAAUAUGCACUUGAUGGAUGCCUACGAAGAGCUGCUGGCGAGACAUGUUGUGAUCGUGCAGUGAAGUUACCUCCUUAAAAAAGAUGUAUCAUUAUUGAAAUUUGAAAUAUAUUAACACUUCUUAUAGACUAUAUAAAACUAUUCUGGAGAUAAUGUGAAGGAUACCCUUCAGCGGCUGCAACAGAUCCUGAUUAACCACAAGAAAAUGAGCAGCCAAAUUAUAAUGAGAGU